Molecule: messenger RNA, 1968 nt
Organism: Brassica napus (rape)
Lineage: Eukaryota; Viridiplantae; Streptophyta; Magnoliopsida; Brassicales; Brassicaceae
Exons: 4
Coding region: 1-1968 (655 amino acids)
Source: RefSeq, a predicted model, not a curated record
AUGGCACUCAUGAAACAACAGAUGCAGCAGAUGCAACAGACAAUCAACACACAAGAGGCUGCUCGCAAAGAAACAAGGCGCUCCCAUCGGAGAGCGGAACCUUCCGCCUUGGUGCAGAAGAAAACGUUCAACGGUCUCGCAGCUGAAAUCCCUUUGGACCACAUUGAGAAUUUCGAGAGAUCCAAAACCGCAGCUCUAAGGCAUAAGAUCUCAAAUUUCAAGCAAAAGACCAACGAACCUUUCUAUGAUGCUUGGGAACGUUACAAGGAAUACCGAAGGGAGUGCCCUCACCAUGGGUUUGAGGAUGACUAUAUUUUGGAAGUGUUCUAUGAUGGAGCGAGCUAUGAAUUUUUCAAUGCUCUAGAUUCCUCGAGCAAUAGGGAUUUCAUGACACAAACAACACCAGGUGCAUUCGCACUGGUCAAAAAUUUGGCGUCCAGCUCCCUCAACAAGAACAAGGAACAUGAUCGCUCCAAAAGCCUAAACAGCAUAGACGACCUUGCGGCUAAGGUUGACCAGCUGUUGAAAGGUAAUCAGAGCCAAGUGUUCAUCAUGGAGGAAGCUGCAUCAGAGAACAAUGUUUCAGACACUACAACUGAGGGAGACAACACCGUGGAUGAUCAGCAAGAAGUGAGCUAUGUUAAUGGACAAGGAUGGCAGUACAAGAACUACCACCCAAACCCUAACGUUAGGAACAAUCCUCACCUCUUUUCAUAUUCCAAGGCUGACAAUCCGAUUGACAACGCUCAGAACAGUCAAGGGAAGAACAGCGGCUAUCAGAAACCAUAUCAGGGGAGAACAUAUGUCCUGAGCCAGGCACAGCAUAACCAGUUCCAGAACGAGAAACAGCAAACUGCUCAACCGACCAUUCCUUCGCCUACAACUGCUCCGCAAGACGAAAUAAAGGGUCUAGCGACGAUGAUGCAGCAGCUGCUCCACGGGCAACAGAUUCAAUGGAAAGCGUUGAAUCAACUCACCACGGACAUCAACUCCAGGAUGAACCACAUGUUGAAUGACCUGAGUACCAAAUAUGAUAGCGUAGCCAGCCAUAUGCGCCAGAUGGAUGUUCAGAUCGCACAGACAGCUGAUAGCGUCAAGACACAACAAGCACUAAAGAGUGGAAGAAAACUACCGGAUAAAAUUCCCAAGAAGUUGUCAGCAGCGGAAAAGGGUAGGCAGAAAGAGGGUGAGCAACCAAGAUCUGAAGCACUUCCUUUAUCUGACGAGGAACCAGAACAGUCUGCUGAGACUGAUCCGACACCUGUCGCUCAACCAGUUGAGCAUGUUCCUCCGCGCGAAUACACCCCCAAGGUUCCAUAUCCUGUUCCAGCAAAGACGUCUCGCAAGGAUCAGGAGGAGACCAAGUGUAAACAGAUGCUGGAAGAUCUAACUAUCAAAUUACCUCUUGUAGAUGCGAUACAAAUGAUCCCUUCUAUGUGCAGCUUAAUGAAAGGUUUGAUCUCUGGUAAGGUGACUGGAGACAGUGAGCUACUGAUGGUUUCAAUAGAGUGCACUGCGGUACUUCAGAACAAGCCGAUAAAGAAAUUGGAUGAUCCAGGCAAGUUUGUUCUCUCCAUACAAAUCGGGAGAACUGUAUUCGCCUGUUCUCUAUGCGAUCUGGGUUCCAGCGUCAAUCUUAUGCCUUACUCUGUGGAAAAACGACUGGGCUUCACAAACUUCAAACCGACAAGACUCUCCCAGGUGUUCGCCGACAGAUCAGUCAAGUCACCGGUGGAUAUUCUGGAAGAUCUUCAUGUCCGAGUGGGGAACACUUUGGUUUCGACAGAUUUUGUGGUUCUGGAAGUUGAAGAAGAACCGAGAGAUCCACUCAUCCUGGGACGUCCCUUCUUGUGCACAGCUGGUGCGAUCAUUGAUGUUCGGCAAGGGAGGAUUGAUCUUCACCUAGAAGUUCGAAAUGAACAAAUUGCUGAAGAAACCGAUGCUAGAUGCGCAGACAUACACCGUUGA